GGAGAAGAAGAAGCAUAUGCAUAGUUUACAUUUUCACACACGUGCGGUGCCGCUGGUUAAAAAUUUAAUUUCUGUAAUAAAAUCGGCAAAAAUAUUAAAUAAACAUGAAAAAGAAAGUACAGAAAAAACCUGUUGAAUCCGAUAGUGAUUCUAGUUUUGACGAGGAUGAGCCACAAGCAGUGGAAGUGCAGGAAGAUGUAGAUUCGAGCGACGAAGAUGAACUUCCUACAGCCAGCAGUUCAAAAAAGUCAACAAAAACCAAAUCUACUAAAACUCCAGCUAAAGAUGACAGCGACAGUAGUGAUGAUGAUGAUGAAGAUGCAGACAUGGAUGCGGAGGAAGAGGGUAAAACUAAAUUAAAUGAUAAAAAUAAAACUGCAAAGGUUGAGAAUAAUGAACAAGACGAAGACAAUAAUGGUGAUGACGAUAACGAUAAUGAUGAUGAGGAGAAGAGUGAUGAUGAAGACGCUGAACCAGAUGUACGCAUGCCAGUUAUAAAUCCCUUAGCAUUCAUGAAGAAUAAAGAGCAAAGAAUGGCACUGUUCAAAAAAAUGAAAAAGGAAAAACAUAAACAAAAAAUGCAAGAGAGACGUGCACGCCGUAAAGCUGGCUUACCCGCAAAUCCCGGACACACAAUUGAAAGUUUGCGUGAAAAAGAUCAGACAACUGUAACUAACCUAGAUGACUCGGAUAAUGAAGAACUCCGUAGGGAACUGCAAAUGGAUGACUUUAGUUCUUACUUCGAACGUAGUUAUGAGCCAAAAGUAUUGAUUACUUUCGCCGAUAAUCCCGUAACGAAAACACGAAAAUUUGGUCUAGAAUUAAGUCGUAUCUUCCCAAAUGCCUUAGUUAAAAUACGAAAUAAAUCCUCGGUUAAAAAUAUAUGUAAAAGCGCGGUACGUGAAGAAUACACAGAUGUCGUUAUUGUCAACGAGGAUCGGCGCAAACCAAACGGUUUACUAGUGAUACAUUUACCCAACGGUCCAACGGCGCAUUUUAAAUUGUCAAAUGUGCAACUGACAUCAGAUAUCAAGCGUAAUCACAAAGAAAUAACAAAACAUCGACCUGAAGUCAUACUGACAAACUUCACCACAAGACUUGGUCUGACCGUUGGUCGCAUGUUGGGCGCGCUUUUCCACCAUGACCCCGAGUUUAAAGGACGACGUGCAGUCACCUUCCACAAUCAACGUGAUUACAUAUUUUUCCGUCAUCACCGUUAUGAAUUCACAAAGGAGGGUAAAAGAGUAAACUUACGUGAACUGGGACCACGUUUCACGUUGAAAUUACGCUCAUUACAAGAAGGUGUGUUCGACAGUAAAACAGGCGACUACUCUUGGAUAAUAGCAAACAAACGGCAUGCCAUGGAGGCCUCCCGUCGUCGUUUCUUCUUGUAAAAUGUACUAUAUAACGGUCAGUUAAAAUUUUGUUUAAAAAAUAUUACAAAUAAACUGCAUAGUGAUUAUGCACAAAUGUGUAAAAUA
Zeugodacus cucurbitae (melon fly) is the source of this 1481-nucleotide messenger RNA. RefSeq names its product probable ribosome production factor 1. The transcript has a single exon. Lineage: Eukaryota; Metazoa; Arthropoda; Insecta; Diptera; Tephritidae. The record is from RefSeq and is a predicted model, not a curated record. Gene Ontology annotation, molecular function: rRNA primary transcript binding. Gene Ontology annotation, biological process: maturation of 5.8S rRNA; maturation of LSU-rRNA. Bases 105 to 1394 code for a protein of 429 amino acids. Gene Ontology annotation, cellular component: preribosome, large subunit precursor; nucleolus.